Thalassophryne amazonica is the source of this 2523-nucleotide messenger RNA. RefSeq names its product extracellular calcium-sensing receptor-like. Gene Ontology annotation, molecular function: G protein-coupled receptor activity. Gene Ontology annotation, biological process: G protein-coupled receptor signaling pathway. The record is from RefSeq and is a predicted model, not a curated record. Gene Ontology annotation, cellular component: membrane. The transcript has 8 exons. NCBI's taxonomy places the organism in Eukaryota, Metazoa, Chordata, Actinopteri, Batrachoidiformes, Batrachoididae. Bases 43 to 2523 code for a protein of 826 amino acids.
AGGUGUAAGCUCCAGGGUUCUGCUCGACAAUCUGCGUUCUCAAUGGAUGGUGACUAUGUUAUUGGAGGUGUUUUCUCCAUUCACAUCAACAUGCACACUGUGAAACACAAUUACAUCAGCAAACCUAAUCCUGUACAGUGCAAAGGGAGCAUUGACUCCCGUGAACUGAGGUUCUCACGAGCAAUGGUCUUUGCCAUUGAGGAGAUUAACAAUAGCACAGAGCUGCUGCCGGGCAUCAGGCUCGGAUACCAGAUCCAUGAUUCAUGUGCUUCAGUUCCAGUGGCAAUCCAAGUGGCAUUCCAGCUUUCAAAUGGCCUGGACAUGAUGUUUGACACAGGCGACAAAUGCUCACAAUCUGGUAUGAUGAUGGGUGUUGUUGGUGAGUCUGGUUCCACGCCAUCCAUCAGCAUGUCACGGGUCAUCGGGGCCUUUGACAUUCCUCAAGUGAGCCACUAUGCAACUUGUGCAUGUUUGUCUGAUAAGCAGCAGUACCCAACUUUCUUCAGAACAAUCCCCAGUGACCAGUUCCAGGCUGAUGCUCUUGCCAAACUGGUGAAACACUUUGGGUGGUCGUGGAUAGGUGCCAUCCGCUCUGAUUCUGAUUAUGGUAAUAAUGGCAUGGCGACUUUCCUACAUGCAGCACAAAAAGAGAGAAUCUGUGUAGAAUAUUCAGAAUCAUUUGAUCGGACGAACCCACUGAGCAGGAUUAAGCAAGUGGCUGAUGUUAUCCGCAGGUCUACAGCUGUGGUGAUUGUGGCAUUUGUGUCUUAUGGUGAAAUGAGGAUCUUGCUGGAGGAGUUGGCACAACAGCCGUCUCCACGUCGUCAGUGGAUAGCCAGUGAAUCAUGGGUAACUGACCCAAAUGUACUGCAGUUUGAUUUCUGUGUUGGAACAAUUGGAUUUGGGAUUCAGCAAUCUGUAAUCCCAGGCCUGAGAGACUUCCUACUUGAUCUGUCUCCCACUAAAGUUGCUGCCUCUCCUGUGCUUACUGAAUUCUGGGAGGAUGCAUUCAAGUGUCACCUAGGACAAGGCACUGCCAAAGAUGAGAGUGCAUGUGAUGGAAGCCAAAAUAUCCAGACACUCCAAAGCCCGUACACUGAUACGUCUCAGCUGCGAAUCACUAACAUGGUGUAUAAAGCUGUUUAUGCCAUAGCACAUGGCAUUCACAACACAGUGUGUCAGCAAACGAAUUCCACAACCCAGUGUGACAAAUUUACCAAGAUAAAGUAUACACAGCUUCUCAGUCAUCUAAAGAAAGUAAAGUUCUCUCAAAAUGGUUAUCAUGUCUCAUUUGACAUCAACGGGGAUCCAGUGGCUGUAUAUGAGCUGGUGAACUGGCAGAAAAACAAGAACGGCAGCACUGAGCUGGUGACAGUAGGGCUGUAUGAUGCAUCUCUACCAGCAGGCCAGGAGUUCCGUAUCACCAAGAAAAUCACCUGGCUGGAUGGUGGAAACCAAGUACCUGUGUCAGUGUGCACGGACAGCUGUCCUCCAGGAACCCGUAAAGUGCUGCAGAAAGGCAAACCUGUUUGCUGCUACGACUGUACACCGUGUCCUGAAGGGGAGAUUAGUAAUACCACAGACUCCCCUGAUUGUUUCCGUUGCCCUUCUGAGCUCUGGCCUGGUGCAAAGAGAGACAUUUGUCUGCCCAAGCCUGUUGAGUUUCUUUCCUUUGAUGAAGUCCUGGGAAUCAUCCUGGCCACAUUCUCAGUUGGUGGUGCCUGUCUUGCUGUUAUAACAGCAGCUAUUUUCUUCCAUCACCGGACAACAGCAAUCGUCAGGGCCAACAACUCUGAGCUGAGCUUCCUGUUGCUCUUCUCUCUUGUCCUGUGUUUCUUAUGUUCUUUAACUUUCAUUGGGGCGCCCUCUGAGUGGUCCUGUGUGCUGCGACACACAGCAUUUGGGAUUACUUUUGUCCUCUGUAUUUCUUGUGUCCUUGGGAAAACUAUUGUGGUUCUCAUGGCGUUCAGGGCCACGCUACCAGGGAGUGAUGUCAUGAAAUGGUUUGGUCCACUUCAACAAAUAAUGGCUGUAAUUUCUUUCACCUUCAUUCAAGUUUUGAUAUGCACUAUUUGGCUAGUUCUCAAUCCCCCCUUCCCGAUUAAAAACCUGACAACAUAUAAGGACAGAAUAAUCCUGGAGUGUGCAUUGGGCUCAGCUGCAGGGUUCUGGGCUGUACUUGGUUACAUCGGACUUCUGGCCGUCUUUUGCUUUGUGUUAGCUGUCCUAGCCCGUAAACUACCUGAUAAUUUUAAUGAGGCCAAAUUGAUCACUUUUAGCAUGUUGAUAUUCUGUGCAGUCUGGAUCACUUUUAUCCCAGCAUAUGUCAGUUCUCCUGGGAAGUUCACCGUAGCUGUGGAGAUAUUUGCUAUUUUGGCUUCCAGUUUUGGACUGAUACUGUGUAUAUUUGUUCCAAAGUGUUUUAUCAUAUUAUUUAAGCCAGAAAAGAACAAUAAGAAAAACAUAAUGCCCCGAAAUCCCAGGAAUGUACACGAAAAAAGAGAAAUUCUUGAAAUUGCUUGA